This is a messenger RNA of Haliotis rufescens (red abalone), 823 nucleotides long. RefSeq lists its product as uncharacterized. The record is from RefSeq and is a predicted model, not a curated record. The transcript is spliced from 2 exons. The coding region runs from base 3 to 674 and encodes 223 amino acids. NCBI's taxonomy places the organism in Eukaryota, Metazoa, Mollusca, Gastropoda, Lepetellida, Haliotidae.
AUAUGUCCGGGCAGCCGUUGGGAGUAAAAGGAUCGCUCGCAUAUGCGGAUCUGGAAUGGGACUCCAGUAUUGCAAGUGACGAUCUGACGGUUUCGCGGCCAGUUGUCACCAAUGGCAAACAAGAACAUCUUCCACCAAGGACAGGAUGCCGACAACUUUCACCUCGCACUGUCCUGACAUCAACACCUCUGGUCAUCAGGCCAGGACAGACCAUCAUGUACGGCAUGGAGGUCACAUACUCUGUCAUAACACCAGCGGAUAACAAUAAAAUUAUCUUCGAAGCAACUUUGACUGACAGCCCUUUUGAUGCUUACAAGCUGCAGACAACUGGGUUGAGUGUAUUGUUUGUAACAUGCGCAGCUGACAAUGGAAUAUGUCUAAAGGUGUACUACAACGGACUAUAUCUGUCCGAUGACAACCUUACACUGAACGAGAGUAGUACAACUUACAGCCUGGAUUUGGGAUUCGUUCUUGAAGAGGAAACACAUAAGGUCCAUGUCCUGGACCUUAGUCAACAGAAACUCGUCACAUCUGUAACUCCCUUCCCGUUUGAUAAACCUCUCUGGGUCAUGAUUAAUUUUGGAUCUCAUCCUAACACCCACUUAACCUGUAAAUUAUCAUCACAGAAAGGAAGAAACAUGCAUGACGAAAUCGAACGCUUGAUCCACGAGUAACUGGAAAACGAGCUGAUUGACGAUGCCAAGCUGAUAAUGCAGACAGAGAAAUAACACUUCGUCUUUAAUGUGACCAUUGUAUGCCAAUAAAACCAUAAUGAAUUGUUAGAUAGGCAUUACAUGUACUUAGAAGUUGACGGAUGACAAAG